GCUACGCACUACGCAGACCGUAGAUAUAUAAGCGAUCCGCCGAUAAUUAUAUCAUCCUUACCUGCGGGCAAGAAGAUAGAAAUAAAGGAUUGUGUCUUGUACUUUGAAUUGCAAAUUCACGAUCUUUGUGUUUGAAUGCUGUACAAGUGUUUUUACCUUCUAAUUAAAUGGUCUAGUCAUUGUACGUCCAGUAAAUUCGAAUAUUUCAUUAAGUUAUUCAAAGGUGGCCCUUGAUACAGCAACUGAUCAAGCAGAAAAAAACGUGUUAUACAUUUGAAGUUUCUAAUUGCCAUCAUCGUGGUUUACGUAUGACAUACGUUUCUUUGCAGUUCGUACUUUGUACUUUAAAAUUGCAACAAUUAAGAUUCUGCGCAGAGCAGGUUGUUGAAAGUUGGUUGGUAAAACUUCGAAACCACGUGAGUCAUUCGCGCAUGUAAACAAAGUUGAGCCACGCGUAUCGUCAGUCUUCACCCACACGUCAACCGGUAUUGACAAGUAGCAACCGUAAGUUAAACACAAUCAUGUCUUCGGACGAGGAGAACGACGAAUUGAUGGAUUUGGAGGCGAUUCGCGAUAAAAUCAUCAGCACGCCCCAGAACGAGCGCAUGCAGGUCAGUGCUUGGGACAACGACGACGACGGAGUCGACGACAGCAGAGAUGCUAAAGAUCCGACCGAAAGUGCCAUUCUCACUGCUGCAGAAGAGGGACAGCUCGAUAAAGUUAAAGAAUUUUAUAAGUUGAAUAAGACACUGAUUAAAUGCCAGGACAAGGAUGGUUAUACGCCGCUUCACAGAGCAUGUUAUGGAAAUCACACAAACGUAGCAGAGUUUCUGUUGGAGUCUGGAGCUAAAAUUGAUGCACAAACUCAAGACGGUUGGCAGCCGCUGCAUUCAGCCUGUUGUUGGAACAAUGUAGAUUGUGCAGCUAUGUUGAUUGCACACGGAGCUGAUGUCAAUGCUAAAAGUAAGGGUGACCAGACACCUUUGCAUUUGGUAUCAUCAGCCUCUCAAAAUGCUCCUUGUCUGCAGUUGUUGCUUCUCAAUCCUGAAAUCGAUGCUAGCCUGGUGAAUUCCAGUGGCGAUAAAGCAUACGACAUUGCUAAAAGAACCGGAAAACAUUAUCCCAUGUUUGAAAUGACAGAACCUUGCAUGAAUGAGAUUUAAUCUGUUUAUUAUAUUAUUUUUUUUUACAAUUAUGUACUUAUAGAUAUAUUGCAUUUAAUGUAAGUAUGAAUUUUUAUCUCUUAGGAAUAAAUAAGUAUUAACCACAAGCAUCAAA
Molecule: messenger RNA, 1278 nt
Organism: Trichogramma pretiosum
Lineage: Eukaryota; Metazoa; Arthropoda; Insecta; Hymenoptera; Trichogrammatidae
Product: ankyrin repeat domain-containing protein 49-like
Exons: 3
Coding region: 522-1163 (213 amino acids)
Molecular function (GO): protein binding
Source: RefSeq, a predicted model, not a curated record